Molecule: messenger RNA, 2628 nt
Organism: Didymosphaeria variabile
Lineage: Eukaryota; Fungi; Ascomycota; Dothideomycetes; Pleosporales; Didymosphaeriaceae
Exons: 1
Coding region: 1-2628 (875 amino acids)
Molecular function (GO): protein binding
Source: RefSeq, a predicted model, not a curated record
AUGACGCUGUCAGUAUCAGAGCAAUGUCGCUCUUGUCUCGUCACUCUACAAGAAGUCAUCUCGGUUCUGUCCAAGCCGGGUAAUACCAACGGCCAUGUCAAGCAUGCCCAAAUCAAUGAGGAGCUGGACAGAUUCAGCCUCUUUGUUGGAAACAUCGGAGCUCUCCACCGACCCGAGUCGUCCAUGUCCAUCGAGUCACGACUACACAAAGCCAACGACGUGCUCACUCACAUCUUAGACCUUUUAGCCGACUUGAACGAAGUUGCUGCAGAGCUACUCGAGAUCGUUUCUGGUAAAAGAGAAGGCUCGGUCUUUAUUGAUGGACAGAUCAGCGAGGAGAUCAGCGAAGUGAACGAGCUUCGAGAGGAGAUCAGUGGGGCCAUCACCCGCCUCUUCAGAGUAUCAAUCCUUAUCCGACAGGCAGCACCCACCGACCUCUUCGCCAAAGCUUUGAGCCGCAACCGAUAUUGCUUCAAUGAUCAAUUCGACAUAGCUCACGUUGGUGAGAAGUAUCGCAAGCUUGGUACAGAUAACUGCGCCUGGCUUCGCCAACGUCUCGGGCGAGCUAUCACUCAAAGACGGCAUUACCUCAAUUAUAUACAGGAUCACCAUGGAAAAUUAGGUGGCAGGCUCAUUGACCACGACAAGGCAGAUAGUUCGGCCGCCAGGUCUCAAGCCCCUGAUAUCAAGCAGCCGCCGGCUUCAAAGACGAUGUUUGAUUCGGUGAGCCGUCCUUCCUUCAUCACCAAAGCCACCACUAUUGCUCCCGAACGAAUCACACCUCAACUACUUGUUGCAGAAGGUUCAGACUCGGAGGAAGAUGCCCGUUCGUAUACAACAAUCUCCCGCUCGAUCGACGGCGAUCAUGAGUCACAUACCACCGUCCGCAGCCCGAAGCUGGACGACCUGCGCAUCGGUGGCAAGAAAGAGUUCGAAUGCCCUUUCUGCUUUCGAAUCAAAAAGUUUAAAAGGGAGCGCACCUGGAGAAAACAUGUAUUUUCCGAUCUCCGUGCUUAUGUAUGCACAUUUCCGGACUGCGAUGCACCAUAUUUUGGGGACAUUAACGAAUGGUUUCAGCAUGAGAUGAUGGUUCACCGUGUCUCCUACCAGUGCUUUCUCUGCCCGAGCACGGUCUUCUAUCAGGAGGAGAAAUACCUUUCUCAUGUAAAGCGGAAACAUGCGAAGAUGCUAUUUGAUGGCGAAGAGCAGCCAGGAAGAGAUCUCGCUCGAAAGCCCCUCGCUCAGAUUCCAGUAGAUGAUUGCCCUUGCUGUUCAGAUUGGGCUGAUCGUUUGAAGGAGCAAGCAAUCCAAACAGGGGGAUCAUUGCCGAACGAUAUUUUGGCUGUCGUUCCGACGGUAUUUAAACGCCACCUCGCUGGCCAUCUCGAGCAGCUCGCACUUUUCGCUAUACCUAUUGGUGCUGCGACUGAUGACGAUAAAACUUCAAAUGCGGCCAUUGAGGAGACGAAGAGCAAGCGCACGGACCCGUCACAACGAUCGACUUUGAUCUUCGCAAGCUCCCGAGGUGAUACAGACGACACGGGCCCAGAGCCGGAUCCAUCCAAGAGCAAGGUCUUACACGCCGAUAUAGAGGAUACUCAAAUCAUAGCAGGGCCUGAAAAUGACGCACCGGGUUCUCCGCCCUCAGAACCCAGUAAGCUAGGAGAUCAGGACGGAGCCGACCAACCAAGCUAUCUGGCGAGAAUGGCUGUACUAUCAGAAACGCUCCGGGACGCAGGUCAAUGGCAAGAUGCAGAAAAACUGGAGGUGCAAGUGUUCGAGAAGAGCAAGCAAGUGCUCGGGCCUGAGCAUCCAGACACGCUAGCGAGCAUGUACAACUUGGCACGUGCGCUAGAGAUACAAGAUAAGUAUGCAGAAGCGGAAGUGAUGUAUAUGGAGACUAUUAAGGUAUAUAAGACGGUGAAGCUUGGGAGUGCGCACCCUCCAGCGCUGAUGAUCUUGUCCGAUUUAGCAAGAGUACUGAGUUUGCAGGGCAAGGAUGAAGAGGCUAUUGCUUGGCAAGCUCAGGAGCUAACGACAUGCGAGAAGGUGUUUGGGCCUGAGCAUCCAAACACGAUGAUGAGCGUUAACAAUUUGGGCAACCUCUGCCUGAACCAGGGACAGUUUAACGAGGCGGAGAUGAUGUACCAGCGGGCGCUACAGGGCAAAGAGAAGGCAUUAGGGCCAGAGCACAUAUCAACACUCGACACAGUUAAUCAUUUGGGUGACCUCUACAGGAAACUUGGCCGGCUUGAGGAGGCAGAGAGGAUGUACCAGCGGGUGCUGCAGGGCAGAGAGAAGGUACUUGGACCAGAGCACACAUCAACCAUUCACAUAGUCAGUGACUUAGGCAUCCUGUACGAGGACUUUGGACGGCUUGACGAGGCGGAGAGGAUGUACCAGCGGGCGUUGCAGGGCAGAGAGAAGGCAUUAGGGCUAGAGCACACAGAAACACUCGUCACAGUUGAUCAUUUGGGUAACCUCUACAAGAAACUUGGCCGGCUUGAGGAGGCAGAGAGGAUGUACCAGCGGGUGCUGCAGGGCAGAGAGAAGGCAUUGGGGCCAGAGCACGUAGCGACACUUAACACGGUCAACGACCGUGAGGAAACUAUUACAGGCGGUUCAUAA